AUGCCGGGAUCUCUCGGGGUCUAUGCAGCCGAAUCCUUGGCAGCAGACUCUGCGCCUGAAGCAGCAUACACGGCCCUUGACGAGUAUGCCACCCAGUAUGCGUCUCGGUGGCGCACCCAACAUGGCUACGCGAAUGACACUGACUUCGCAUUUGCGUUCGCUAGCUAUGAGGAGGCACGCGCUACGGGAGGAACCCUGAUUGCAGAAGGGUGGGCAACCAUUCGAUCUGAGGCAUCAGGCUCUCUCUUUGGAGCAGUGGCGUCUGCCUUGGAUGCGCCGGUGGGUUCGAGCAACCUGGCAGCGCAGGUGGCACGGAGGCCGACUACCUUCCUCAAGAGAGUGGCGGCCAAGGGGCGAUUGUUUCGUAGCCGUGCUCAUCGAGAUCCCCCCCAGGCCCAAAGUCAGGUCAGUCUGGCGGAGGAGUUCGCUGAUGAGCUAGCAGAGGCACUGUAUCAAUUGGGGGCCAUGAAGCCGGCUGGGGAAAUCACGGCCCAGUUGGAGCAGGAGUGGCGUGCAGCUCUGAGGCGUCGGGCCACGGGGAAGAUCCUCGUCACAGAGCGGCCUACACUGAAGGGGGCACUUCUCACUUUCGGCGAACUCCAGGAGCAGUCGAUGUGGACGCCUUUCUCUUUUGGUGAGACCAAAGCACAGUCGCGGGCCUUGGCCGGCCUGAAGUGGCUAGCCAAAACGGGCACCUUGGGCCUCGAGUUGGGAGGUUACGACUUCCGCCAGAACCCCCAAAAAAAGCCCAAGCAGGCGGCGGUGCUGGUGCCAACAAUGGUACCUAUCCUGGAGCAAGCAGUGCAGGACAUGUAUCAGGCCAACAACCCUCUGUGGCGUGCUCUGGUGGGGCUUUGGUGCUGCAUGACGGGGUGUUUGCGGUUUGAACACUUGCGGCGGGCAUCCCCUAUGCGCCUCUCCAGAUCGACCUUCCACUUCCACUGCAGUCGAGGGAAGCAGCGCGGCAAUCGUGCAGGCUUCGACUUUGCGGUGCCGGCGGUCUUUUGCUCUGGAUGGCCUUGGGCCCGUCUCUGGUUGAAGAGUUGGCAAGCCCUGCCCCAAGGUGCACAGACCUACAGCGGGUUGCCAUUCGAUGCUGCAGGGGCACCCUUUACCACGGCCCAAGCCAUCAAGGUGGCGCAGGACAUCUUCACGCCACAUGUGGGAGCUGACGUUACCAGCUUAACGUCAUACUCGUUUCGGCGUGUAGGGCCGACAUACGCCAAUUUGGCCGGAUGGGCAGCUUCGGAUCAACUUGCACUAGGAGAUUGGCUAGACACAACCAAGCAGAAGGCCCAGGGAAUCACUAUGCCACUGCGUUACAGUGGAGCCAGGAAAACGACGAGUGUCCGUCGUAAGCACUGGCUGGCAGGCUCCAUCGGCGUGCUGACCUCCUUUGCGACAUGGGAUGAGAUUCCAGGUGCCGAGUUGGCCAAGGCGGAGUCGACCGGGGCGGCAGUGAUGGAAGUGGCUAUUCAGAGGGAUCUGCACACAGAAUGGCAGAGCCCUAUUCGCCUCCGGGAGACUAAGCCCCGCUUCAACGUGCCACGUACAUUGCCGUUGCCUGACAGAGUCGAGUACAUGAUGCCAAGGCAGAUCAACGGCAAGAGGGUGUCGGCUUCACUUCGUGAUGGAGCACGUCUUUGUGUCGAAUAUCAGAGGGGGAGGUGCAGCGGUCCUUCCCCUUGCCCGGCAGGCCAGCAUCGAUGCGCGAUCCUGGUUCAGUCAGGUCGCGUUUGUGGUGGUUCCCAUCCGGCCAAGGAAUGCAGGGAGAAGCGCGCGGUGCUUGCUCCUCCAUCGCCUGAGCGUGAGGGGACACGCCCCAAGGUGCCCGCGGUGGUCCUGCGGCCACGAGCAGGGGCACCUAAGGCUUCCAAGGAGGAGGCUGCGGCAUUGCCGCCUCAUCCUAAGAAGGGGCCGCAGCGGCGCGCGCUGGCGAGUGACGCCAGCGACCUUCCGCCACUGAAGCGGCAGCGGGUGGAAUCCCCAGCAGUUCCCGUGAGGCCACCGCCUGAAUCCCCGCGGCGGAUUCCUGCAGUGCCUGUGGGCCCGCCUCCGAGCAGACUCCUACGGCCGCGCACCCCUCCACCGCCGUCAUCUCCCAGUUCGACGAGACCUCGAGAGAAGCGCCCUGGGCAGUCAGGGGCUGACACCUGGCCUCGGAGGAGUGGGGCGAGCAAUCUGGAGGUGCACUUCGAUCGUCUGGCUACAGUGGGUGGCAAUUCGGCGCAGCGGCCUACGAAGAUCUGGGAAGGAGCGAAUGGUGGUAUCCUGUGGCUGGCAGGGCUGCCUACGGAGGACACAGCGUCUUCCUUUCCGCGCUGUGACAUUCAGCUCAAUUGGAUGCAGCAGGCGGUGGCAGCACGUGGUGGCGUGGCGUUGCCGGGUGCCCUGCAACUCCAGAUCAGCAUCACUGAUUCGACGUCUCGGGACGAUCAGUGGCGCGAAGCUUGGCCAGUCAUUCGCCAAACCCUCUUCACAGGAGGUAGUGUCCUGGGCCACUGCAUGGCUGGCCGCCAUCGAGCUGCCACUGGGCAGUCCCUCCUCUUGGCCUUGGUGGACAACAUCAGCUUCGAGGAAGCCCACGUGUCAGCCGUCUACGUGACGUCGAGAUCCACAAGGCAAUGGCCGGUGGCGAAGUGGGUCCGCUACACCCGAAAGAACAGCAUGUCGGGCAAGGUUUGGCCAUCCCCUCGAGCAUUCAUCUUCACGGACCGGUCCCAGAUUCACUUGGAAGUGGAGCAAGGAGUGCCUCUUUGCAAGCAUCGCCAAGGAUCCAUUGCUAGCCAAAGGCUCAAGGAUGUGACCGAGGUUGAGUCCGUGGAGGAAGCCCAGGGCUACGAUCGUCCCUUCUGCAAAGACUGCCUCCAGCGGGCAGCAGCGAAGUUCCACCCAAAGUGA
This is a messenger RNA of Symbiodinium natans, 2901 nucleotides long. The record is from the annotation of a GenBank genome assembly. Lineage: Eukaryota; Dinophyceae; Suessiales; Symbiodiniaceae.